AUGGCGGCUAAACAAGAAGCUUUAGCCAUCGAAUUCAUAAGCCAACAUCUUCUCACAGAUUUUUCAUCCAUGGAAGCCAAAGUUUCUAAUUUUACCCUUCACGAAGCUGACCCAUCUCUGUUCACCUACCAAAUUCACAACUUCCACUCAGAAACAAGCCCUAGAACCACCAACAACCAACCCCCUAAACAAAACUCAACUCUUAACCGGCGUAAACCGCCCUUACCGAAUUUAUCCGUACCGAGAACGGUCUCCGGUACAACAAAGAUAACUGAGGAGGAAGAGGAGGAGAGGCACUACAGGGGAGUGAGGCGGAGGCCAUGGGGAAAAUACGCGGCGGAAAUUAGGGAUCCGAACAAAAAGGGUUCUAGGAUUUGGCUUGGGACUUACGACACGGCCGUGGAAGCUGCAAGAGCUUACGACCAAGCGGCGUUCCAGUUGCGUGGGAGAAAAGCAAUCUUGAAUUUCCCUCUCGAUAUUAGGGCUACUUCCGAAAGUUAUUUUGAGGAUGGAGUCGUCGGAUUAGGGAAGCGAAAGCGGGUCAAGAGUUCUCCAGCGGUGAAGGAAGAGGAGAAGGCGUCAUCGGUUAGGGUGAAAGUUGAGGAAGAAGAGAGUGAUACGACGACAGAGACAACGGAGGCUGAGGCUGAGGUUGAGGCGGUGCCUUUGACGCCGUCAAGUUGGAUGGGGUUUUGGGAUGUGGGAGCAGGAGAUGGGAUUUUCAGUGUUCCUCCGUUAUCUCCGACGUCUCCGAACUUCUCCGUUAUCUCCGUCACUUGA
Molecule: messenger RNA, 780 nt
Organism: Thlaspi arvense
Lineage: Eukaryota; Viridiplantae; Streptophyta; Magnoliopsida; Brassicales; Brassicaceae
Source: the annotation of a GenBank genome assembly